AUGUUGGAUAAUAAGAGGAAGAGAUCGAACAAGAACCCAGACCAACUAGCACUGGAACUGUACUGCGGGUAUAAGCCUUCGAAGGGUGAAACCACAGUGGAAGAAUGGCCAUUACAAAAAGUGCGGAGUGAUCCAGAUGAAUUUUUCCAACAAGGGAUACUUAACCGUAAGCCACUUAAGAUUGUUGAAGGUACCAUCAAGGACUUGGAAGUGGAGAAGUUCCAACUUGAUACAUUGUAUGACUACCUUGAAUACCAAGAAAUUUUACAAGUUGAAUGUAAGAAAGAUUCUGGAUUUGGUUUGGGCCAUAAGAGAGAAUUAAUGGGCUUGGAUGAAUUGGUGAAUAGGUUUAAGAAUGGUGCAUGUGAGUACUACCUCACUACCCAGUAUGAGAAUGAGAAUGAGGAGGAGGAGGAGGACAACGACAGUGAUAAUGAGGAGAGUGAGGUGGGCGAAGUAGACGAAGAAGGCGAAGUAGACGAAGAAAAUGACGAAGAAAAUGAAGACGACGAGGAAGAAGAAGAAGAGGAGUCUGCAUUUGGUAAUGCUGCAUUGGCAUUCUCCGACACAGAAUCCAUGGAUUUAAAUAACCUCGAAGACGAUUACGUCGAUCUGGAUCCAGACGGUGACGAUGGUGAAGCUGAAGUUACCCUGCGCAUUCAACUGCUCCUACAGGCACCCCUCACAAACCUAUACAAUAAGAAAUUUCCGCUAAUCCCCGAAAUAUUGCCAUAUUUGGUUCCACAGCAAAUUAAUCUUUGGAUGGGUGCUAACACUACUAGUGCGAUUAAAGAGGAAAUUCCUAAAAUAAAUUCUCUGAAACCUGACUUUGGAUUAGGAAGAUUCUUGCCCAACCUGGGCACAUCGUCAGGGCUUCAUCAUGACCAUUCAGAUAAUUUAUAUAUACUUCUACACGGGUGGAAGAGAUUCACCCUCUAUCCUCCUUCGGAUGCUGCAACAUUGGCUACUGUGGGGGAAAUAUACAAAAUUUUCCAUACCGGGAUUAUAGAUUAUAAUCAUCCUGGUUGGAAACAUGUUCGAGAUGAUGGAGCUAUGGUGUCGGAAACUGAUAAACAUACGCAAGGUGGGAAAUAUUCAGAAUCGGAAACUAAAAGUUCCGAACAAGAAACUGAAACACCUCCUAGUUUCUCGAAAAUUCCACCUAUUUUAUUACAUUUAGACGAGGUCGAAGAUGCAACUAAAAAAUUUGAACUUGAGAAAUUGGCACAGGAUUAUUUUCCUGAUUUCCUAACAUUAAAUAAACUUCAAGUAUAUCUCGGUCCAGGCGAUAUGUUGUUUCUUCCUGCAGGAUGGUUUCAUGAGGUGACUUCAUACGGGUAUGACCCACGCAAUAAAGGGGCAGUCACGGACUUGAAAGGAGAAUCUAGCCAAGUUCAUAUGGCUUUGAAUUAUUGGUUUGCACCGCCAAAUGGUACUUCCAUCGAAAAACCAUACAAUGAUAGAUAUUGGCAAGACGAUUUUGAAGUUACUUUAAAGGGGAUUGAGAGAUUGAAAGGGUUAUAA
Messenger RNA from [Candida] anglica, 1524 nucleotides. NCBI's taxonomy places the organism in Eukaryota, Fungi, Ascomycota, Pichiomycetes, Serinales, Debaryomycetaceae. The record is from the annotation of a GenBank genome assembly.